Cyprinodon variegatus (sheepshead minnow) is the source of this 750-nucleotide messenger RNA. Its product is annotated as gap junction alpha-3 protein-like. NCBI's taxonomy places the organism in Eukaryota, Metazoa, Chordata, Actinopteri, Cyprinodontiformes, Cyprinodontidae. Gene Ontology annotation, biological process: cell communication. Gene Ontology annotation, cellular component: connexin complex. The coding region runs from base 1 to 750 and encodes 249 amino acids. The record is from RefSeq and is a predicted model, not a curated record. The transcript has a single exon.
AUGGGAGGAGGAGACUUUGGCAAGUUAUCAGACCUGCUGGAGACGGCUCAAAAACAUUCUACCACUGUUGGUAAAGUCUGGCUCGCCGUGCUGUUUGUCUUCCGCAUCUUCGUCCUGGUAACAGCUGCUAAAGAAGUGUGGAGUGACGAGCAGUCCAAUUUCUUAUGUGACACUAACCAACCAGGCUGUCAACUUGUUUGUUACGACAAGACCUUCCCAAUUUCUCAUGUCCGCUUCUGGGUGAUGCAAAUCCUUUUUGUCUCCACACCAACGCUUAUAUACCUGGGAUUUGUUGUCCAUCAAAAACACAAAGAGAAGAAUAAUACUCAAAAUAAUCAAAGCAAUAAUGAGGAAGAAAGCAAAGGGAAAGAAAACAAUAUCAGGGCUUCAUUGGGAAGAAAAGAAGCAAAGGAAUUGCUGCUGGAAGGUGGUGCCCGGAAAGCGUACGCCUUCAACAUUAUUUUCAAGAUUGUGUUUGAAGUGGCCUUCCUUGUAGCUCACUACUUCCUGUAUGGAUUUGGCCUGGAUCCGAUGUACAGCUGUGACCGCUGGCCCUGCCUCACCAAAGUGUUCUGCUAUGUGUCCCGACCCACGGAGAAAACAGUCUUCAUCAUUUUCAUGCUUCUUGCAGCUGUAGUAUCUCUGCUGAUCAACAUAGUGGAGGGGGUUCGUCUAUGUGAUAAGAAAGCAACUGUACAUGAUGUUUCAAGUACAGUCUCUGUAAAGGGGAGCACCAGCACCUAUGUGUAG